AUGUGGAGACAUCCUUGUGCUGUUUCAGAUUGGGGAAAGACAGGAAGGACUGGACCUGCUUGUCUUCGCACUCAGUUUGACCCAUCUAUCAAGAUUUCUCUUGUUAUAGAUAGCUGUUACGAGGACGAAAAAGAUAGAGUAGUUUUGGCAGAAUGUGGACAUUACAUGUGCUCAAGUUGUUGGAAGAAAUGGGUGAAGUCGAGGCCACUGUCGGUGUGCUGGGUUUGCUCGAAAACAAUUGAACGAUAUGUGUACGCAAGGUUUCGAGACAGCCCAUGUCCCGUGGACCAUUGUCGUUCUGGAGACACUCCGCGGGACUACGUACUAGUCCCAUGUGGGUAG
Messenger RNA from Cooperia oncophora, 342 nucleotides. The record is from the annotation of a GenBank genome assembly. Lineage: Eukaryota; Metazoa; Nematoda; Chromadorea; Rhabditida; Trichostrongylidae.